Messenger RNA from Oryzias melastigma (Indian medaka), 1704 nucleotides. Its product is annotated as cytosolic 5'-nucleotidase 1A. Lineage: Eukaryota; Metazoa; Chordata; Actinopteri; Beloniformes; Adrianichthyidae. The coding region runs from base 140 to 940 and encodes 266 amino acids. The record is from RefSeq and is a predicted model, not a curated record. The transcript has 6 exons. Gene Ontology annotation, biological process: nucleotide metabolic process; adenosine metabolic process. Gene Ontology annotation, cellular component: cytoplasm; cytosol. Gene Ontology annotation, molecular function: magnesium ion binding; 5'-nucleotidase activity; nucleotide binding.
UCCCUCUGAAGGGAAUCAGGAAACAACAGGAAAACUGUUCUCUGAAGUGGAAGAAACUCCGAUAAACGUGGUUAUUUCGGGCACUGGUUCAGUUUGUCCGGAUUUUCUGGACUGUUUUGGCUCGUUUCUGUAGAUAUUAAUGGACAACAUGGUCUCCGUGGUCCUAAACACGGAUGUAAAGCAGAAGGAUGCUGACAGUGCAGUGGUUGUCGCGGUGACCUCCCGUGCCCUCUUUGAACAAGGACCUGAGGAUGAUGAGACAGGAGUCUGGAAACUCAGCCGGGCUUUUCCACUGCUGCAGGCAGUGCAAAAAGUGAAUGACUGUCUGCUGGAGAAAAACCCAGCUGAAUCUUUGCUCCUGGACGUCAUUCUAAUCACCACGGACAGCCAGCAUCAGCAGCUCAGUUCUGUCCUCAUCAGCAGCACCAGGCAUCACGGUCUUGGAGUUGGAAAGUUUUUUUUUUCCAGCGAGGAAACUUUUAUUGACUGUCUCCUGGAGAAUAAUGUUCAGCUGUUUCUUUCAACAAGCAAGGAUGAAGUGCUAAUGGCGUCCCAGAAAGGUGUUCCUUCAGCCUUGCUGGAAGCUAGAAAGAACGAUUCAUCGGUUCAGUGUCAAAGAGAAGACCUCAGAGUGUGGCUCCAUGAGGAUUUGAUCUCACCGUGUGAUUCUGCCUCCCAACCUUCAAGCAGACACUCUCCUCAGAGAUUUUUGGCUCAGCUGGGUGAGAUUCGACAGAGGUUCGGAGUGUCUGACAGCCCGCUCUGGAUUUCCCUGGUGAUCCUGCACGGGGGCAGAGAAAACUGUGGCAACCGGCUGAAGGCCCUGCGGUCCCUUGGUGUCAGCGUGGAUGACGUCUACUGUCUGGCUGGUGCCCCCUCUGACCCCCUCCUGUCUCUGCUGCAACCGCACUUCAGGUUUAACUGCAGCUUCGUGAACUAGAAGGACCAUGAUUAAGACUUCACGUCUGUGGAGCAAACGCAGAUCAUGAACUUUAUUUUUGGAUUCAGUUUUAUUUAGGGGUGUAAUGGAUCACAAAUGAUCCGUGGUCCAGCGAGCCGCUUUUCUCCUUCAAAAUCUACUGGAAUUACGUUGAUCUUGUUAACAGUUGAAAAGUUACAGUAUUAUAUAAUAAAAUACUUGUAUUAUAUUCUGAAUGUUUUGCAAUAGGGAGAUUAGGAAAGCCUCACUUUGACACAGAAGGAUCCAGGAUGCAUUUCUUCAGAAAAGAACGUCAGCUGUCAUCAAUUUCAGAACAUAAUUUUUUAGAAAACACAAAAACACGCUCGGGUUUUCCCAUUGAAGAGGCUUGAUUUCAUCUUGAAAGCAACAUAGCUGGAGGGAAAGUUUGUCCUUUCCCUGAAGUGGUUAAGGUGCCCAUUGAAACAAGUGAAUUAGCUCACAAACACCCUGGUGUGGAUGCUGUGCCCCCUCCUCCUGAAUUGUUUUCCUCUUCCCUAAAUGUCACCAGCAGCCCGAGUCCAUCCUCAGCCUCUGGUGUCUCCUGUCUUUAGCGUGUUCCUCAGAGAGCUGCAGUGAUGACACCUCCCUCAUGCUGAGACAUUAUCUGUAUUAGUUCACUCUUUUUUCUUUGUGCACAGCCAGUACUAAGCAGAUCCACGUUUAUAAGGCUGUGAGAGUUAUCUCUGAGUGUGAAGCUGUUCAAAAUCAAUGUUUUUAAAUAAAAAUCUGUUAUUAAAUCUACA